UCGCCCCCCCCCGGUCGGGCUGGGGGAGAGCCGCUAGGGCCCCUCCGUGCCGGCCAUAAGUGACCUGGACACGGUCCCUCAGGUUCCUUUUGCUUCCUUUGCUCAGGUGCAUCGCCCCCGUCGGACGGAGGUUUGGGCAGGGAAGCGUCGCUCUCCCGUUUCUGGCCCCUCCGUCCCUUUCUGCCCAAUCUUAGAACUGAGGGAGGUGCGGUUUCCUUUGCUGACUAGGCGGCCGGAGGGAAAUGAACUGGAGAUUAUAUUACAGAGUCUCUGCAGGAAGGCAUGCACUUUGUGCUGAAAGUUUUCAGAGACCAAUAGGACGGAGGAAUUGCUGGAUAUGUUCCCAGCAACAUUAUUAUGGGAAUUUUUCUGGUUCUAUGACCUGCAGAAAACUGCUCCUAACUUCAUUGAAGCCCACCUUCUUCUUUCCACAUGGAAAUCUUUUCUUCCAAAGAACUCCAGAAAGCAGAAUAGAAAAGAUUGCAAGUACCUAUGGAGUAAGGCCCUUUUCAUUAUCCACUGCUCUAAUGGUCUUCUUUGGAGGUGGCAGAGGAAGAAAUGAUGGUCAAAAGGAGCAGCUCACCCUGAAGGAUGUGACAGAACUAAUUCAGAAGAAAGAAUGCAAGAGAGUCGUGGUGAUGACUGGAGCAGGGCUCAGCACUCCUAGUGGUAUCCCCGAUUUCAGGUCCCCUGGGAGUGGCCUCUACAGUAAUCUCCAGCAGUAUAAUAUUCCUUAUCCAGAAGCCAUAUUUGAGCUCAAUUACUUUUUCCACAAUCCUAAGCCUUUCUUUACAUUGGCGAAGGAGUUAUACCCUGGCAAUUACAGGCCCAACUAUGCUCAUUACUUUCUUCGACUUCUACUUGACAAAGGGCUCCUUCUGCGUCUGUACACACAGAACAUUGAUGGGCUGGAGAGAGCUGCUGGGAUUCCUCCAGAUAAACUAGUUGAGGCGCAUGGUACAUUUGCUUCUGCUACAUGCACUGUCUGUCGAAGGUCAUACCCUGGUGAAGACUUCAGGGAGGAUGUGAUGGCUGACAAGAUCCCCAAGUGCCCUGUGUGUACUGGAAUGAUCAAACCUGACAUUGUUUUUUUUGGAGAGGAGCUCCCUCAUCGGUUCUUCUUGCACGUGACAGAUUUUCCUAUGGCAGACCUGCUCUUUGUCAUCGGAACCUCCCUUGAGGUGGAGCCAUUUGCCAGUCUAGUUUAUGCAAUUCGUAGCUCUGUUCCACGUGUGCUGAUCAAUCGGGAAUUGGUGGGACCCUUCGCUCAUCAACCACAGCACAGUGACGUGGCUGAACUGGGAGACGUCAUCAUUGGAGUAGAAAAAGUAGUGGAACUGUUGGGCUGGAAGGAGGAGUUGCAAGAAUUAAUGAAGAAGGAAAAAGAAAAGUCAGUAUCAGCUGUUGAACGGAUGGACUUUGGAACAAGCAAGCUUCAUAGACAAAUAAUGUUCUUUCUAUUUUUAGCUGGAUGCAAAAGACAAAUAGGAAAUCUGACCCCUGCUGUUGGAAAUGAUGUUUACCUCCUAAAGGACUGUUCGCUGCAGCCAAAGGUUACAGCAAUAAGAGCAGAGAACUGGAGGAAAAUAUGCUCUCCAUUGUGCUAGCACCCAGUAGGUUAGAAGAACAAAAAAUCAUUCAGAGAGUCUGGUUGCACAUGGAUGUCCUCUGAAGGAUCUUGGGAGAUGAUCAAAUGGCAGGUUGUGAUUUUGCUUUUGCAUAAGAGGCUCUAGAUACCAGAGUGGAAGAUGAAGAUGUACAUUAUAGCUGCUACUUCCCAUUAAACUUCACCUCUUAAGCUGUUUCUCCAAACAAACUCUUCAAAUGUUUUCUAAACCAUCACAGAUCUUGUGGUGUUGCACUAGUAGCCUUAGCUGCAAUAACAUUCAUCACAGUUAUGCUGAAUCUGACAUUGUACCAACUUGUGAAAGAAUUUAGAUUAGGCCAAGUUUAAUAACUAAGCUUAGAAGUUUGACUGUUCAGUCAGUGUGUCUUCUCCUGUAGCUUCUGUGAAGAUCAAUCUGAAAGCUGAUAUUCUAAAAAUAAUUUGAUGUAUUAAUAUGCAGUGUUUCAUUUAUGUAACAUGAAAAGAUAAGGUGUGUUUAACUACAAUUCUAGCAAGAAAUGACAACAAUGAAAGGUGUAGUGAAGCUGCUGUUUCAACUUGAAUAAACACUUUUUGAGUGGCAAUAAUUAGUCAAAAUAAAAGCAUGUUUCAGCAGUCUCUCAA
Podarcis raffonei (Aeolian wall lizard) is the source of this 2230-nucleotide messenger RNA. RefSeq names its product sirtuin 3 (gene SIRT3). Lineage: Eukaryota; Metazoa; Chordata; Lepidosauria; Squamata; Lacertidae. Bases 243 to 1607 code for a protein of 454 amino acids. Gene Ontology annotation, molecular function: NAD+ binding. The transcript has 9 exons. The record is from RefSeq and is a predicted model, not a curated record.